Molecule: messenger RNA, 2163 nt
Organism: Mesocestoides corti
Lineage: Eukaryota; Metazoa; Platyhelminthes; Cestoda; Cyclophyllidea; Mesocestoididae
Source: the annotation of a GenBank genome assembly
AUGGACAGGCAGUUACUGGGCUACACCGAAGGCAUGGCUGCAAUCACGCUAUUGCUAAUCCUUUUAGUUGCUGCUGCCGCUGAAGUCCGCGGCACUAGUUUGCAUGUGAUCGGCUUCCGCGGCGAAAUUGAUGAUGCUGUGGACAGGUUUAUGCGGUCGCUUAAGGUCUUUGGCUACCCAAAUACUAUUGUCGAUCUCUCCAAAUACGGUCUCAUGGCAAGGGAUGUUCCAUUUGCUCAAAAGGUGAAUUCCUUGAGGCAGGUGAUUGGCCAGAUUUCCACGGAGUAUGUCCUCAUCUUGGACAGUCAUGUAUCCGUUAUUCUCAACCAUCCUGUGCAUAUCAUUCAGAAGGCAGAUUUGUUGGCCGCUGACUUUGUCUUCUUGGAAACAGAUAUGAACUCGGGCAAGAAGCUACCCUCUGGGGAUGCGGUCUUCGAAGGGAUGCUGGCGCAGACAAAGAAACUGAAGGACCUGUUGGACAGCCUGCCUGAUGAAUCACCCUCUGAGAUCCUAAUGGACAAAUUUAUCGGCGAGCUUAAUACUGCUCUUACACAGGGUUCGGCCAAAGUUGUAAUCGAUGAGGGAUCUGUUCUGUUCCAAUCAAUUAACAAUGAUUCUGGUCCCGACUUGAAGAUCCGAUACGAGGGUGAUCGUGGGUAUGUGCAGAACGUGCAGAAAGACUCCGUCCCACAAGUCUUAAUUGCUGCACCCGAUGGGAAGCGGAAACUGAACUCUCUCUGCAAUUACCUGCUUCGUGCCUGGUCACCCGAGACAGGAUGCCUGAUCUGCGACGAAGAAAAACUCGAUCUCUCGUAUCUAGCUCAAGCUGAUUACCCAGUAGUGCAAUUAACCGUCUUAAUAAACCAGCCAACUCCGUUUCUUGAAGUAUUUUUUGAGCGCUUGGCGAAUCUCACGUAUCCCAAGAAUCGAAUCGACCUGGUCACCCACUGUACAAUCGAAAAACAGAAGUCCGUUUUGGAUAGCUUUAUUUCUACGCACUUGCAUGAAUAUCGUUCAAUCAGAGAAAUUCGUCUGGAGGCCAGUUCAAGUGCCGUGGAAACUUUCCGUGAAGCGAUGUCUUAUUGUUGGGAAAUAAGUCAAUGCAAGUAUAUGUUUUAUGUGGAUUCGACAGCCCAUUUCAGCAAGACUAAUACUUUAGAGCAUUUGAUAUCGACGAAGAAAAACGCCAUUACCCCCAUGAUGACCCGACCGGGCAAAUUCUGGUCCUCGUUUUGGGGGGCCGUCACUGAGGAAGGAGCUUAUGCACGUUCAGAUGACUACUUCGACAUCGUCGAACGCCGACAGACUGGUCUCUGGAACGUUCCAUUUGUUAGCAGCUCGAUUCUCUUGUCACGAUGGGCUGUGGGACAGAUUCGAGAGGUGAUAGAAGACAGCGGAUUUCUUCCCUACGACAUUGCGUUGGCUGCUCUACAGCGAAACGUCUUCCUCUUUGUUGACAAUCGGGAGGAAUUUGGUCACCUCGUAAACCCCGAAACUUACACAUUGGACCACCUUCACAACGACCUCUGGCAAAUCUUCGAUAAUCCAACGGAUUGGGAGGAGCGAUAUAUCCACCCGGAGUACCAUCGUUUUGCUAACAAGUCUACGACUUUGGCCGAUUUCGAACAACCCUGCCCGGAUGUCUUCUGGGUGCCUCUAAUGUCUGAGACCUUCUGCAAACACCUUAUCGAGGAGAUGGAAGCCUACAACAACUGGUCAGAGGGCAAACACUACGACCCUCGUUUAGAAAGCGGUUAUGAGAACGUUCCAACGGUCGACAUUCACAUGCGACAAAUCGAUUGGGAAGAACACUGGAUGCAAGUGCUUCAAAAAUACGUCUACCCCAUUCAAAUAAAACUCUGGGAGGGAUACUGGGAUAAGCCAACUGCUAGGAUGAAUUUUGUGGUGCGCUACAAACAGGGAGAACAACCUUCACUACGUCUUCACCACGAUGCUUCCACAUACACCCUCGAUAUGGCCCUUAACCGAGCUCAUAUUGAUUAUACGGGUGGCGGUGUUAGAUACCCGCGUUACAACUGUACCCUGGUCGACACGCGUGUGGGUUGGCCACUUAUCUUCCCUGGUCGUCUGACCCACCUUCAUGAGGGACUGGAGACCACAAGUGGAAUUCGCUACAUAUUCGUCACCUUCGUCAAUCCCUAA